GCGAGUCAGGUUAGGUGCUGUGGUCCUCUGACAUGGCAGCUGCUGAGGUCGUGGUGGUGGGAUCCUGUAUGACUGAUCUGGUGAGCCUUACCACACGCCUGCCAAAAGCUGGAGAAACCAUACACGGUCACAGGUUUUUCUCUGGAUUUGGAGGGAAAGGUGCCAACCAGUGUGUCCAAGCUGCUCGACUUGGGGCGAAAACCUCCAUGAUAGGCAUGGUUGGGAAGGAUUCCUUUGGCAAUGAUUAUCUUGAAAACUUUAAGAAAAAUGGGAUUCCUACAGAAUUUGUGGGCCAAACAGAGGCUGCCGCUACUGGAGCUGCUUCGAUCAUUGUCAACAAGGAAGGGGAAAACUUUAUCGUCAUUGUUGCAGGAGCAAAUUUGCUUUUGAAUUCUGAUGACUUAAAGAGGGCUGCGCACGUCAUCUCAGAAGCUAAAGUCAUGGUCUGCCAACUUGAAAUAACCCCAGCUAUUUCUCUGGAAGCCCUGAAAAUGGCACGCACCAGUGGAGUGAAGACUUUAUUUAAUCCUGCUCCAGCCGUUGCUGACCUAGAUCCACGAUUUUAUACCUAUUCUGACAUCAUCUGCUGCAAUGAAACUGAGGCAGAACUUUUAACAGGGAUCUCAGUUGGCAAUGUUGAAGAUGCUGGGCGUGUGGGACGGAUCCUGCUCGAGAGAGGUUGUAAAACAGCCGUUGUAACUUUGGGUCCAGAGGGCUGUGUGUUGGUCUCCACAAAGGAACCCACCCCGAAACAUAUUCCCACCAAGAAGGUCACCGCUGUGGACACCACGGGAGCAGGUGACAGCUUUGUGGGGGCACUGGCUUUCUACCUGGCUUACUAUCCCAACCUGCCUCUAGAAGAAAUGCUGGGGAACAGUAACUUCAUUGCGACUAUUAGCGUUCAAGCAACAGGGACACAGACUUCCUAUCCCUAUAGAAAGGACUUACCCCAAGACCUAUUCUAAACGUGCCCACUGCACUGUCACAAUGGUGGUCCACUGAUUUUCAAUUGGUAAGAUAAUGUAUAAUUUCAACAACCUCUACAUAUUAUCUGAAAGGAGACAACUGUAUAGAACACAUGCUGAUACUUAGGUCCUGGCCUGUAAUAAGGUGUGCAGGGUACCAUUCACUGCAGGGUCAUUCCAGGACACUGUAAAAUACUUGACUUCAGAUUCAGAGCUGUGAAUGAGACACUCCCAUUCCCCAGUUAAGGGAUGUGAAGAGAUGCAGUUUGGUUUGAUGUUGUUAUGAUGCCUUAAUUAUAAUAAAUGUUUCACAAAAUCAUUUCUGAA
This is a messenger RNA of Lacerta agilis (Sand lizard), 1292 nucleotides long. RefSeq names its product ribokinase (gene RBKS). Lineage: Eukaryota; Metazoa; Chordata; Lepidosauria; Squamata; Lacertidae. The transcript has 8 exons. The coding region runs from base 33 to 965 and encodes 310 amino acids. The record is from RefSeq and is a predicted model, not a curated record. Gene Ontology annotation, molecular function: ribokinase activity. Gene Ontology annotation, biological process: D-ribose metabolic process.